This is a messenger RNA of Solanum dulcamara, 634 nucleotides long. RefSeq names its product RING-H2 finger protein ATL20-like. The transcript has 2 exons. The coding region runs from base 1 to 462 and encodes 153 amino acids. The record is from RefSeq and is a predicted model, not a curated record. Lineage: Eukaryota; Viridiplantae; Streptophyta; Magnoliopsida; Solanales; Solanaceae.
AUGUCUUCUCGUGAAAUGAUUAUCUUAGUUCUAAUGGUUACAAUAUGCCUACUUGUACCAUCCUUCUUCUGUUUAAUAUGUGUAGCUUGUCGAUUGCAUCUCGAUGCCAUUCGCUCGCGCCGGCUCCAGGUUCUCGAGGCAACAUCAACGUUGCCUCGAGAAUCCUCCGUGAUAGUAACUCUACCUACUUCGGGCCUUGAUGAUUGCACGAUUCAGUCGUACCAAAAGGUAGUCGUUGGUGAAAGUCUACGACUUCCGGGGCUUAACGCACUAAGUUGCCCAAUAUGCCUUGUUGAGUACAGUGCUGGAGAGUCAAUCAGGCUCAUACCUAUGUGCCAACACUGUUUCCAUGUCCAGUGUGUUGAUGAGUGGUUGAAGAUGAAGUCUACCUGCCCCGUUUGUCGAAAUUCUCCCCCAGAUCAUCGCGAAAACGAAAAGCUUAACCAGUUGUCGUUGAUGUGAUAGCUGUUAUUAUCGAACAACAUAGUGGCAUGGUUGGAUUUUUUAAAUUCUUAACUAGAGGUCUAACCACCUUUCACCACCAACUCAAAGACCGUGUAUUUGAUUUAUCAAAAAAGAAAAAUAUGUGGGAAUUUCUAGAGAGGGAUUACGAGUUGGCUAAGCAUAUUAUUCC